Molecule: messenger RNA, 2355 nt
Organism: Daldinia childiae
Lineage: Eukaryota; Fungi; Ascomycota; Sordariomycetes; Xylariales; Hypoxylaceae
Exons: 1
Coding region: 1-2355 (784 amino acids)
Molecular function (GO): protein binding
Source: RefSeq, a predicted model, not a curated record
AUGCCUCCGAGAACUGCCAUCGUCGAAAACUUUAUCUGUAGGUCAUGCUUGUCGACUUUACGGAAGCGAACGCCCGCGGCGCAAUGGACUUUACGGUACUCUUCACAAGCUGCGCAACCCCUCUCCUCGACACCCUCGUCCCGCCUAUCACACGAACAAGAACUCGAACGCCAGAAGACCCUAGAAGCUCUAGGUCUUGUAAAAGAAGAUAAGAAUUCACGAGUGUCUGUCAAUUACUUCGAACAAGGGAAGAGUGGAAGUUUGCGCCGUCUACGAGAUGAAGACGAAUUCGGCCAGUCGCUGAUGGACCCAGACGGUCAGACUGAGGACCGCUUAAAAGAUUUGGAGCAAGAGCUGGAACAAGCAACCCAAUUUACCAAAAUAGUCGAGGAAAUUUGGGGGAAGCAAGGGGCCGAGAAGUUACGAAAACGAGUUGCGACUCAAGAUGACUCUUUACCUAAGCCUUCAUUGCUAUUGCCUGAGGAGAACUGGCCCACGCCGCAAGACCAUACGCAUAUCGUCCAGCUGAACAAUAUGAUAAAGACUAUUGGUAGGAAAGUUCAUGGUGGCACUCUUAGUCUUAAGCGAAUCAACUCGUUAUGGAAGUAUUAUUCUGCAGCGCGCAUCGCUUUAUCUAAGAGGUGGGAAUUAGUCCACGAGGACAUAUGGGAUCUACUCUGGCAGAUUCUUGCUGCAAACCAUGCGAAUAAUCCCAACCGCAUGUCACAUAUCCAUGUUCUCGUUAAGGAUAUGCAGAAGGCUGGUGUGAGCCUGCGUGACGACCAACAACUCCUUGGGAUCGAGGCAUCUUUUAUAAGCGGCUUCAGGGAAGAUGCGAUCACAGCUCAUAAAAAGCUAGUCACUACACUCGGAGCCAAUCCAGAGACUUUUGCGGAAUUUUGGCAGCUUGGGUUACGAAUGUAUUGCCUAAUGGGCGACGUAGCUCGUGCCGAGCGAGUUGCUACCACGCUACUCGAGUCACCCCACGACAAAGAUCCUCGAUAUCUACUACCAUUUAUUCGAAUGUGUGCUGGAAAUCCUGCCAUAGUAGAAAAGGGGUUCGAAAUAUAUCAACGACUAAGGUCUACACUAGGUGACUCGAUUACCAUCGACGACUACGAUCAGAUAAUUUCGUACUUCCUUGCUUCAAACGAAACAGAAUUCGCAUUUUAUAUAUUUGUCGAAAUGAUGACUUCUAACACCAUCGACCUACGUGGCGUUCACAGAGUGCCUCCUAGUAUCGCCAAUCCCUUUUUUUACGGCAAAUGGCUAAAGCGAUUAAUAGGGGCAGGCGAUCUGCAGGGUGCCUAUAAUGUUUUACUGCAUAUGAAGUCUAAGGGUGUCAUGCCUCAUGCGAUUGUAGUGAAUGGCCUAAUUGGUGCGUGGUUAAGGUCGAGUACCGCUGAUAACAUUCAAAAAGCCGAGGACGUUGCCUGGGCUAUGAUUAAUACCCGAAUGCAGUUUUUAAGCAUUAGGAAAGACAUGCAAAACCUCGCUACGUAUGUCCGGUUGAGACAGUACGGAGAGGGCUGGCCCAGAGCUAACCUGGAAACUUUCUCGCUGCUAGCAGAAAACUACAAAGAUCGUGGCCUCCAUGCCAAGAUGGAAGACCUCUGGGGAGCUUUUAGGAAUGCAGAAAUUGCACCCGACUCAUUCAUAUUAAACCAGUUACUCUUCUCCUAUCUACAAGAUGGGCAAGGGAAACAUGUCGCGUCCCUCUCUCGCGAUUUGACCGAACAUUAUCAAAUUAAGCCGGACUCAUGGACUUUUAUGGUCCUUUGGCAGGCAUUACCGGCCAACCGCCUCGUCCAGUUACCACCAGGACAAAUCCCUGAAGAAAUAUCAAGAACGAGGUCUCUCUUUGCCGAACUGGUUAAGUCAGCCCGCAUCUUUGCUACAAGUGGUAUCGAUGUCAAGUUAGCUAGAUACAUUCUGCACUCAUUUCGUAAACUCGAUGACAAGAUUGGCCUUCUUCUAGCGUAUCGAGCGUUGAGGCAGAUAUUCAAAUUCACGCCCCCGGACAUCAUAAUCCUAGAGCUGCAGGUAGGAUCUAUGGAUAUCGAAAGGACCGGAAAGGGCAAAGGUGGCCUCCGAUUGAUGCAUGCCGGGAAACAGGUCGAGACCUAUUUGAAACGAAGACAUCAGGAGCUCAUCGCGUCUGGAGAGCUUCGCGCAGGUAUCAACCUACCGGACGAUGUGAAAAAAGAAGAAUUAGGCAAUUUCCUCGAUCAAUUCCUACAGAACCAAAUUGCGGUACUAGAGGAUCCGAAUACUGAGGAGUACAUCACACAGGCAGCCAUAGAGAUGGGGUUGCAAAACGAGACACCAAGCCCUGAAGCGUUGCCGGAUAUAUGA